AUGUCUACAGGAAAGAAAGUCUUCAUCGUCGGCCCUGGCUUCAUUGGCUGGAAUGUCCUCGACCUGCUCGUGGCGGAGGGAUAUGAGGUUACUGGCUUUGUCAGAAGAAGAGAACAUGGAGAGCAGAUUCAGAAUUCCGGAGCGAGUGGGGUGUAUGGAGAUCUGAAUGACAAGGCGGCUAUUGUUGAGCAGACGGAGAAGUGUGAUGUUGUAUUCCACACCGGUAAGCACCUCCCUCCCCGAUCGUAUCGUUUCUGCACAGAUGCUGACCAUGCGAUACAGCAACGGCGGACCAUCUCCCCUCCGUCCUCGCCGUCCUAGAAGGCGUCCGGGCACGAGCGGCAAAAGGCCUCCCGACUCUUUUCAUCCACACCUCCGGCACCUCCCUCUUCGACGACUACGCCACAAACGGCAGCAACAAGAAAUCCGGCCCAAUCUACCACGACACCGAUCGUGCUUCCAUCGACGCUCUCCCAUCAACCGCCCCUCACCGCGAAAUCGACCUCGCCGUCGUCUCAGCCCAAAAGGAAUUCGGAGACAAGGCCAAACUAGCCAUCAUGAUUCCUCCCCUGAUCUACGGCUUCAAUCCCAAACACGGCCGAUUGACAAUCCAAAUCCCCACCCUGACCAGAUUCGCGUUGAAGCAUGGGUACGCAGCGCACGUGGGCAGGGGAGAAGGCGUGGAAUCGAAUAUCCACGUGAUGGAUCUGGCGAGGGCGUAUAUCCUCCUGCUACACCAUAUGGAAGAUUCCCCUCCCGCGACGCUGCUGGAGAACCCUUACUACUUCUGCGAAUGUACGGGUGAUGAUGAAGUCUCUUGGCGUGAGGUUGCGGAGACGAUUGGGGAACAUCUGCACAAGGCGGGACGGAUUCGGGAUCCGAAGCCGAGGGAGUUGGUCAGGGAGCUCUGGGGAGAUGUCUUUGGGGACUUUACGGGUGCGGUGAUUGGCUUGAAUUCUCGCAGUAGGGCGGUGAGGUUGCGGGAGUUGGGAUGGAAGCCGAGGGAGAAGGAUUGGAAGAGGAGUUAUGUGGAAGAUGAGUUGCCGGAGAUCCUCAAAGAGGAUGUGGGUGGGUUUAGGGGAUAUACGGGGACCGUUGCUAGUUAG
This is a messenger RNA of Lecanosticta acicola, 1106 nucleotides long. NCBI's taxonomy places the organism in Eukaryota, Fungi, Ascomycota, Dothideomycetes, Mycosphaerellales, Mycosphaerellaceae. The record is from the annotation of a GenBank genome assembly.